Molecule: messenger RNA, 3317 nt
Organism: Salvia miltiorrhiza (redroot sage)
Lineage: Eukaryota; Viridiplantae; Streptophyta; Magnoliopsida; Lamiales; Lamiaceae
Product: transcription factor GTE10-like
Exons: 10
Coding region: 616-2940 (774 amino acids)
Molecular function (GO): protein binding
Source: RefSeq, a predicted model, not a curated record
AGCGCCUCAGCGAUUCCCAAACUAGUAAGUCCUCUCUCUCUCUCUCUCUCCCUUUUCACGCAUGUGCAUUUAUCUCUUUUUCUAGGAUUAUGCAAAUGCAAAAUUUCAAGGAAAAAAUCUCCAACUAUUUUGCUUCUAGGGUUCUUGCGGAAGGGGUCGGGUCACCCGGUUCUUACCCUCGAUAUGCUUUUCUAAUUUCUUUUCUGGAUCCAAACGAUUGCAAUUGUAUGUUUUCUUUCUACGUAGAUUAGGUUUCGAUUUUUUGCUUUUCCGUCAAUUUGUCAAAUUAUUUGAAGAAUGUGAAAUUCUUUUCAGUGGGAUUUGAGUUUGGUGUUACAUAAUCGAUUAAGUUUGGGUUUUCUUGAGAUUUCACCUUUUGCUUGUGGCAUCUUUUUUUUUUUUGAUCGAAUUUAAGCUAUUUUGAGAGGGAAUGAGAUUGUGCAUUGAAGUUGUGUAAAGGUGGAAAGAUUCGGAAAGAAUGCAUUUUGAACAACAUAUUGUUAUACGUGGUAGGGAUUCAGGUGUUGCAUACAGUUGAAAUUUCAGAUUCCUAAUGUCUACAGAACACGUUGAAUGAGGAGGAUUUGAUAUGUGUGCUCCUUCAGCUUUAAAUUUAUGGCACCAACCAUCCCGAUAGACUACACGGGGCAAAAGGAGUCGAAAAAGUUUUCGAAGAAGGCGGGAUCAGGGGAUAUGAUGGGGAAGACUCGAAAAGUUUCUAAGGGUUACUCCAGUGGUUUUGUGCCGGAUUAUAGACAUGCGGUUGAGACAGUUGCUGAAUCAGAAGGUUUUGGGAACUCAGGCCGCGGUGAUGCAGGGUUCAAUUCUCUGCAGGAAAAUUGUGCACCGAAUGGGAAAUGCAUUAGUUUGAAUGUGGAUGGUUAUGGUAGGUCGGUUGUGCCAAUUCGAUCACUGUCACUUUCGAAGAUGUCCUCUUCAGAGAGAAGGGAUUUAGAAGUUAAGUUGAAGAGUGAGCUUGAACAAGUGCGUAAGCUUCACAGGAAGAUAGCUUCUUUUAGCAUGGACAGAGUGGUGCAUCCACACGCUACUGAUAUCCAUAACCAUCAAACUGGAGCAAAGAGACUUGCUACAGCAGAAAGCUUGCUUGUGUCCACUAAUGAUGAGGCCGUGACACCAGGAAAGAAAAAAGGGCCUUCUGGAAGAAAUGGACCUCGCACUAAAGGUGGACCAGUGGCAGCUAGGAAAACGGAGUCAGUGAAGCAGGGUCUUCCACAAAAUACUAAUUUUGUUAUAUUGAUGAAACAAUGUGAGACGCUGUUAAAUCGUUUGAUGCUGCAACCUCAUGCCUGGAUUUUCAACAAGCCAGUUGAUGUUGUAGCUCAUAAAGUCCCAGAUUAUUAUGAUAUUAUCAAGCAUCCAAUGGAUUUAGGGACAGUAAAAAGUAAAUUACUGUCAAAUCAGUAUUCCACUCCCAUUGAGUUUGCUGCAGACGUGAGACUCACCUUCAAAAAUGCAAUGACAUUUAACCCACCCAAACAUGAUGUUCAUAUAAUGGCUGAGAUGAUGAAUAAAUACUUUGAAGUGAGAUGGAAAUCAAUUGAGAAGAAACUUCCACCUACAGCUGAUGAUUCCACAGCUUCCAAGUCGAGUGUCAUUAUAGAACCUGAAACUGCUUAUGUGCCUCCUGCUAAGAAGCAGAAAACUGCUUCUAAGGAAGCAAGGGUCAAGCAAGAAAGAGAGAAGCCUGCGAUGAGUGAUGUUGAGAAACAAAAGCUUGGGGCCGAGUUGGAGGAAUUGAUUUCAGAGCUGCCAGACAACAUAAUCAAUUUUUUGAAAGAGAGCACUUUGAAUAGUAGUGAAGUAACCGAGGAUGAGAUUGAAAUUGACAUUGAUUCACUUAGUGACGAGACACUGUUUACUUUACGGAAACUUUUGGAUGAUUAUCUAUUGGAGAGGAAGAAAAAACAAUCAACGUCAGAGAACUGCGAUACUGAGAUAAAGAAGGAAUCCGGGUUUAGAGAUUCAUCUUACCUGCCUUGCGAAGACCAUGAGCGAGCUGAUGAGGAUGUGGAUAUUGGUGGAAAUGAUCCGCCUCCAAUUUCCAGUUCACCUCCAAUUCGGAUUGAUAAGGAUGCUGCUGAAAGGAAUAGUAACUGCAGUGGUUCAAGAAGCUCCAGUAGUGAAUCAGGCGCCUCAUCUACUGAUUCAGAAAAUUCUUCAGCCUGCGAAGCUGAUGGUGCCAAUAUCUCAGUCCCUACAGGAGUGAAUGAAACUGCAAAUAAUCAAGAAGAGGCCAGGGAAAAAGACUUGCAUGAUCGAAAUGAUGGAGAUAUUUUGGAUGCGAAUGCUGAGCAAUAUCCAGUGUCAUCGGAUGAGCCUAAUUGUCGUCAAGAGGGGGAGAGUGCUCCACCAGAUAGGCAAGUCUCCCCUGAAAAGCUAUACCGUGCAGCUUUAUUGAGGAGUCGAUUUGCUGAUAUUAUAAUUAAAGCGCAAGAGAAUACAACAGAAAAAGGAACAGAUUCUGAAAGACUGAAGCUGGAGAAGGAGGAGCUUGAAAGACGAAGAAGAGAAGAGAAAGCACGACUCCAAGCAGAGGCUAAAGCUGCCGAAGAGGCUAGAAGAAAGGCCGAAGCAGAAGCUGCAGCAGAAGCCAGAAGGGAAAGAGAACUCGUGAGAGAAGCUGCACGUCUAGCUCUGCAGAAGAUGGAGAAGACUGUCGAUAUUAAUGAAAAUAGCCAGUUCAUGGAAGACCUUGAGAUGUUUAGAGCCGCUCCAGACGAGCACUUACAGAGCUUUAUAGACGAAGCAAGCCCGGAUGAUUCUCAAAAUGGUCUCGGAAGUUUCAAAUUCCCAGCAAAUAGUAAUCCACUAGAGAAACUCGGGUUGUACAUGAAGAACGAUGAUGAGGAGGAAGAAGAAGUUCAACCUCAAAGCAUCGAGCACGAACCAAAUGACACCGAGGAAGGAGAGAUUGAUUGAUGGAUGACAUCCAUUAUUUAUCCUGAUAUGUUGAUGCGAGGACUUUAGAAAGGUACAAAACAUCUUUGUUCAUGGAUAACCUUUAGGCUCCCUGUGAUGAAAGAAUGGGAAUCUGGAUUGGGUUGCAUGGUAAGAUUUCAACAAGAUUUAAUGCCCAUACAUUUUCUGUUUGUUUCUGGUGUCGAAUGCAAGGCAUUUUUUUUCUUUUUCUUUUUCUUUUUAUUUUCAUUUUCCUCUAAAAUGGUAAUCAGAUGGGUGGAUGUUUUUGCCCGACCCAUAGAGCUUUAGGGACUAGUUAUGUGAUAUGUCAUGCAUCCGAUUUGAGCAAAGAAUGUAUGUAAAUACCAUUUUUCAAUUUUCUUUAUUUUUUUGCUUUA